This is a messenger RNA of Arachis duranensis, 1486 nucleotides long. RefSeq lists its product as uncharacterized. NCBI's taxonomy places the organism in Eukaryota, Viridiplantae, Streptophyta, Magnoliopsida, Fabales, Fabaceae. The record is from RefSeq and is a predicted model, not a curated record.
AUGCUGCGGUGUCAGUUUGUUACGAGAGGAAAAGUCUUCUUUGCCCCUGAUACCAGAUUCGUAACCGUAAGGCCCAUACUCACCAACCUCAUCAUCUUUCUCAGUUUCUCUCUCCAACGGCACGGUGGUUGUGGUUCACCGUUAACUCUUUUGGUCUCAGCUCAGUCAACCAUGAAGCUGUCCCUCAAGUUUCAGGGUCAAGAUGAAAACCACCACCACAUGACGGCCAAGUUACCCAUCACCAUCUUCAACCACCCAUUCCUUUCUACCAUCACCGCCUCCUCCUCCGCAACCGCCUCGGGUUCCGACUUUUGCUUCUCGCUCUCCACCAACUUCCCGUCACCAGCUUCACCCUCUCCCCUUCCUACGCCCCUCUUCCCUCUUUCUUCCUCCACCUCAAGCCCCAAUUCGGUCAUUUCUCCCUCAACAAAACCGUCUUCUCCGAUGCUAUCCCCCCUCCCGAACCUACCAAACCCUAUUUCGCCAAUGCUUCCCUCGAUCGUAAUGGUUCUUCUUCCGGUUGGCAAGAGAUGAAACUGGAGCCUUUUGGUGCCAGAGACAACAACAACCACAAUGAUCGUAUUAAUGAUACCCCUGGAACUGUGUUUGUUCCUGAGAGUGAGAAGAGGAACAACAGAAAUGGUGACCGACGCGGCGUUUCAGCUGGUGUUGCGGUUAUGGCUAGAACAGUGAUGCCUGUGACGAAGGGGCUUCUAUUGAAUAUGCGUUGGGGAGUGAACUUUCCGGAGGAUUCGGGGUUGAAGAUGCCGUAUUUGACAGUAAACAAGAUUGGGUUAGAGAGGGUUGUUGAGGAAGCUAAGCAAGAGGAUGAAUAUAAUAAGAAGGGAAGGGAUUUGCAGAUGCUGAAGGGAAUGUGUUUGUGGAUGAAGAAGGACUUGGAGGAUGCAGAGAAGGAGAAUAGGGAGAUGAAGCAGUUGUUGGAUGAGAUCAGAGUUAGAAGCAAUGGUGGUGGUAACGGUGGGAGGAAGGUGUCGCAUUCGCAGCAUUCUAGUGCAGGGUCUAGCGAGUUUGAACGUUGGAGAAGCAAGAAGAGUGUUAGAGAAGCUAACGAGAAGAAAGAACCACCAUCACCGCCACCACCAAAACAGAGUGUAGCGAGUGAUGUGGAAUCUGAAUUGCAGAAAGCCAUACAAGCAGCCGCCGCAGCUGCUGCUUCCUCUUAGCAAGAAGGAGGUCAUUUACUCAUUUUUAUUCUGAAUUUGCAGUGCUUUCAAUGUACAUAAAUUCUGAGCUUCUGUUUCUUAUUUGAUAUCAACAAUUGAUAAAAUGGUACUACUUCUAUAUGAACUCUGAAGUCUACAACAACUAUCUCUUUGGGUUGAUGGCAGGAGAGGUAUGGACUGGAAUGAAAUACAUUACCAAAACUUGCAUUGUUUGGAUUUGAAAAUUUUGAGAUGCAAUGCAAAUAGAGAUGGAUCGGGAGAGGAAUUGAAUGGAAUAGUGAUCUUUGAUUUUCUUUUAUUCA